UAGCCACACUUGUUCGUCGGAACGAAGCCCAACUCUAUCUCCCCACUCCUACCGGCCUGCAGCUGUUUGCGAGGCAAGCGUGUCUUCUGCGCGCGCGACGGACGGCGCGAGGGCAAGCAGCGCCUCCGUGUUCCGCCCGUGCGAAGGGAGGGGAACGAGAGCUCCGGCGGCGGCCCCCGCCUCGCCCCAUGUCUGUGCCUCUCGUCGGGUUGGCUGAUACCCCUAUCCCAACAUCUUCUUCCCUCCCAUUCCCAUGGAGCUCCUCCCGGCUCCCUUUCCCUCUUUCCUCCCUAGACCCCACCAACUGCCUCUUUCCAGACCCUGCCAUGGCCGCCUCCAAGAGCCCAUCACGGCUGCUUUCGCGCAGGCUCCUCCCCUCGCGCUCCCCUUCCAAGAAGCAACUAGAAGAAGCAGCAGCUCCCAUACCCCACGCCCAAGUACCCGUCCGUGCCCCCCCGCCCAGAGACCAACAACAACUCACCCGCUGCCGCCGCCGCUGCCGCCUGGCCCUUCCCCUUCCUCCGGCAGCACUGGCAGUGAGCGCCUGAUUGUUUCCGAGACGAAGCUCAUCACGGUGCACUCCUGCGCUGGGCGCCUAGGGGACGCUCGCAAGGUGUUCGAAGGAAUGGCGUGCAGGGACCUGCUCGCCUGGUCGGCCAUGAUCGGUGCCUACGCCAUCAGGGGCCUGUACGAGGAGGUCGUCGCGCUCGCGGUGGCCAUGGUCAGGGAAGGGGUCAUCCCGGACAGGUUCCUGAUCACCCGGAUUCUACAGGCCUGUGCGUACACAGAGGACCUGGAGCUCGGGACGGCGAUGCAUUCCCUGGCGAUCCGGAGAGGUUUCAUGGCGGAGGGAGCGAGGGACGUGCCCGUGGGGAACUCGGUGCUGGCCAUGUACGUCAAGUGCGGAGAGUUGGGCCGUGCGCGCGCCGCGUUCGACAUGAUGGGGCAGCGGGACCUGUGCACGUGGAACUCGAUGAUCUUCGGGUGCUGCCGCUCCAACGAAUGGGAAGAGGCACGGAGGCUGCUCGACGAUAUGAGGCGCCAAGGUACAGAGCCUGGGCUUGUCACAUGGAACACGCUGGUUUCGAGCUACGCGAGGUCUGGGGAACUUGAUGUGGCCAUGGAGAUGCUGGAGCAGAUGGAGGAGUCCGGUGUUGCUCCGGACGUCGUCACCUGGACUAGCCUUGUGUCUGGUUUUGUCCACGGUGAUAGGGGUGGCGAAGCACUUUGGUGUUUCGCGCGCAUGCGCCUUGCUGGAGUCGAACCAAACGGCAUGACAAUUGCGAGUGCCAUCUCAGCUUGUGCUAGUUUGCGGUUGCUGAGUCAGGGCAUGGAGCUCCAUUGCCACGCAAUUAAGGUUGGGAGUGUGAACAAUGUGCUCUCGGGGAACUCCUUGGUUGACAUGUAUGCAAAAUGUGGAGAAAUCAUUGCAGCUAAGAGAGUAUUUGAUGAAAUACCCGAGAAGGAUAUCUUCUCCUGGAACUCGAUGGUUGCAGGGUAUGCACAGGCGGGCUAUUGCGGCAAAGCAUAUGAGCUUUUCUGUGAGAUGGAGAGCCUUGGUGUUCGGCGCAAUGUGAUCACGUGGAAUAUAAUGAUCUCGGGAUACAUAAGAAAUGGGGAUGAUGAGAGAGCUUUUGAACUAUUUCAGAUGAUGGAAAGCUGUGGAGUAAAAAGGGACACAGCUUCAUGGAAUGCACUCAUUGCUGGUUCGGUGCAUAAUGGUCAUUCUGAUAGAGCCCUGAGAAUAUUCUGGCAGAUGCAAUCACUCUUGGUGAGACCAGACUUCAUUACAAUAUUAAGUAUCAUUCCAGCUUUUGCGAACCUAGCUGGAUUUUGGAAAGUACGGGAGAUCCACGCCUGCAUUUAUCACAACAAUUUAGAAAUGGAUGGCAAAAUAGCAAAUGCACUCAUCAAUGCCUAUUCAAAAUCUGGUGACCUUGCUGGUGCUUGUGCUGUUUUUGAUAGGCACUCAUCAAGGAACAUUAUUUCUUGGAAUUGUAUAAUUCUUGCACACUUGCUGCAUGGUUCUCCAAGUGAAGCACUGGAUCGCUUUUGUGAGAUGAAACAAGAAGGCGUGCGGCCAGAUCAUACAACUUUGACUGCCGUAAUCAAGGCCUAUGGCCUCCAGGGAAAGGUAUCUGAGGCGAAACGAAUAUUUCACAAUAUGACCCACGAUUACAACAUUAUUCCAGAUUUAGAUCAUUACACAGCUAUAGUUGAUCUCCUUGGCCGCUCAGGGAGUCUACAAGAAGCGUACGAGUUUAUUGGUAAUAUGCCACUCAUACCCAAUUUAGCAGUCUGGGAGGCAUUGCUUACUGCUGCAACUAUUCAUGGAAAUGCAAGGCUCGCAAACCUGACAGCAAGAGAGUUGUCAUCGCUUGAUCCGAGUGACCCUAGAAUCCAAAGACUGGUUUUUAAUUACUGGGGUCUAACUGGAAAGUCUGUUGAUGUGCCACUCAUGACGGUAUACAACGGAGGAAGAGAGUUGGAAGAUGUUGAUAGUUGUUCGGUUGAAAUCAAGAACAAUGUCUAUUUGUUCUCAACCGGUGAUAAUUUAGCAUUAGAGAGUACAGUUGCUGAAUUGAAGCUGAUUAUGAUUCAGAUCCGAAUGUCAUUGCUGAACAUCUCUAAUGAGACUAACGCUGAAGAAGAGAAAGAAGAAUUAUCAGGAAUACAUUGUGAGAAGCUAGCAAUUGCUUUUGCAAUUUCAAAUUCCCCUCCUUUCAGAAGCAUACGGAUAAUAAAGACCUUAAGGAUGUGUAGCCAUUGUCACAUCUUUGCCAAGCUAGUUUCAGAAAAAUACGAGCGGCAGAUACUAAUCAAGGAUUCAAAUUGUUUGCACAAGUUUGAGGAUGGAAAGUGCUCUUGUGAAGGUUAUUGGUGAAUACAACUAAUAUAAGUGCACCAAUGGUUUCUGUUCAUUUAUGCGUCGUCCAUACUGGCUUUUUCAUAGGAAGAGCUCCCCCUACGGUUUCUAGCAACUCUAAUAAGGGAAUGACAACGUUCAGCGGUUUAUGGAAUCUAGAUCAACCAUUAGACAAGUAUGUUGCAACAAUAUAAGGGAAUGACAACGUUCAGCGGUUUAUGGAAUCUAGAUCAACCAUUAGACAGCAAGCACAAGGUCAGCUGUUGAUGACAUCCACAUCCCGGACUUUACCCAAUCAGCUGAGCAACUUGGCAAAACAGUCGGAAGUGACUUGGCAAAGGGAAACCUGACGGCUCCAGUCAUCUUUGCUUUGCAAGAUGAACCAGAGCUAAGAGAGAUCAUCGACUCCGAGUUUAGUGAGACUGAUUCGUUUGCUGCUGCGAUAGAUCUUGUUCACAAGAGCUGUGGAAUAAGAAGGGCACGCGAGCUUGCGAGAGAGAAGGGUGACUUGGCUAUCCAAAACCUGCAGUGCCUUCCGAGAAGUGAUUUCAGAAGUACCGUUGAGAGUAUGGUAAAAUAUAAUCUUGAAAGGAUUGAGUAGAUAGAUUCAGUUGAUUCCUCUACCAGUCCACUAGAUACAGGCCUCCAGUAUGGGAUCCAUGUAGCUCCAAAACCCAUCUUUCAGCCUCUUCGUGGAAGGUACGGGUAUCAAAGAAACUACUAGGAGAAAUUAUUCUAUUUCAUAGUUUCAUACAUAUUCUGGGGAAUUCCUGUGAAGCAGGCCAGAGUUAUAUUGCUAAUUAUAUGAGAUGAUCUAUGCAGGAUUGAAAUAGUAAAUGUUUGUGGUUGAAGGCUUGCUAGAUGACCAGGUUGCUACUGAAGUUUAUGUUAUACCUGAAAAUCAUAUAGUCCUUAGAGUUAAGCCUGAGCCAGGAGCAAGCAAAUAACUUGGAGGGUUACAGUUUUGUAAAAUAAGUUUCCAGAUGUGCUUGUCAUUGCUUUUGCCAUUGUAGAAUAGUUCUAUAAAAAAUACUCGCUUGUUUUCACCAAAUGUCUUUUUUUCUUCUACUACUUAUAGCCUUCUUUUUGCACACUGAUCAGUUUAUUUAUGCAGUUUAAUUCACAGAAUUCCUCUAUAUCUUCCCAGGUGAAUCUUUGGCUUGGAGUUCAAGGAUCAGAUAUUACCUCAUCUACAACACCAGAAUUUAUAAGCACCCGGUUCUGCAGAAAUAUAAACUAUGGAUUUUUCUUUUUACUUUCAGUUGGCAAAAGAAAUUGCAAUGGUUGAAGUAUUUUACCAUUUAUAGUUGUUUUUCGUGCAUUGGUAAUUUACACUUAUUUGUUUGGGCUUACAAAAAGUGAAGAACACUUUUUUGCUGAAGAUGUUGGUGUGGAAUCUUCCGUGACAACAGGACCAAAUAAACAAACAAUUGAAGAUGACACAAAGAUUUCAUAUUCGGUA
Zea mays is the source of this 4328-nucleotide messenger RNA. Its product is annotated as pentatricopeptide repeat-containing protein At1g19720. The coding region runs from base 254 to 2884 and encodes 876 amino acids. Lineage: Eukaryota; Viridiplantae; Streptophyta; Magnoliopsida; Poales; Poaceae. Gene Ontology annotation, biological process: RNA modification. The record is from RefSeq and is a predicted model, not a curated record. Gene Ontology annotation, molecular function: RNA binding; protein binding; zinc ion binding. The transcript has 3 exons.